GAGGUAUAUAACUGCAUUAAUCAAAGCUCAUAUAGGCUAUUAAUAAAAAAAAACAAAAUGUGCCUCUUAUAGAAAUGGUUCUUUGCAAAAGGAUAAAUUUGGCGAUGCAGAUCAAAAGUUUCACCGUUAUUCUGAUCUUGUUCAAGUUCGUCAGUAACUCUGAUGGUUUCCUGCUACACGGCUCUGCUGGUCCUCUGACAGCCCGGCUGACAGGAGCUGUACUGCUGCCCUGCUUUGUGGACAGACCCCUGCCUUUGGAGGAGCUGGAGGUGGACUGGAGAAGGACUGAUUCAGACACCAUCGUGCACCUAUUCCAGGGGGGUCAGAGCAGACCUGAAUCACAGGGGGAUGCCUACAGGGGCAGAGCGCACUUCUUCUCUCAGGAAAUCCCCAAAGGCAACUUCUCUCUGCUGCUUGAGGGUGUGAGGACUGCAGAUGCAGGAGUGUACAAGUGUGUGGUUUACACAGAGCAGGAGCAACGUGAAACACGGGUGGAAAUACAGGAAGCAGGCAAGUGA
Molecule: messenger RNA, 518 nt
Organism: Paramormyrops kingsleyae
Lineage: Eukaryota; Metazoa; Chordata; Actinopteri; Osteoglossiformes; Mormyridae
Source: RefSeq, a predicted model, not a curated record